Messenger RNA from Leptopilina boulardi, 5872 nucleotides. RefSeq names its product probable serine/threonine-protein kinase nek3 (gene knockout). Gene Ontology annotation, cellular component: nucleus; cytoplasm. The record is from RefSeq and is a predicted model, not a curated record. The transcript has 8 exons. Gene Ontology annotation, biological process: positive regulation of transcription by RNA polymerase II. Lineage: Eukaryota; Metazoa; Arthropoda; Insecta; Hymenoptera; Figitidae. Gene Ontology annotation, molecular function: DNA-binding transcription activator activity, RNA polymerase II-specific; RNA polymerase II transcription regulatory region sequence-specific DNA binding. The coding region runs from base 457 to 3222 and encodes 921 amino acids.
AACUCUGGUUUAACCAGUUCCAUAUAGGACGUGGAAUUAUACAGAACAUAAUGAAGUGGUUUAAAGCCGACAGCCGGUUAAUUUACAGAUAUUUAUUACCUAAAAACAGUCACUAUUAAUAUUAGUUUUCUUUUCAACAUUCAUAUCUUUUGUAUUUUUUAAAAUUUAUAUCUACCUCCAUCAUUUUUUCUAUCUUGAGGUUAAUAUAGAAAAAAUCGUGAUAUUCCACAUUUCAAAGAUAAGUCUGUUUUCUGAAUAAGAAGUGCACUCUGCCAGAUAUUUACUUUUUGUGAUUAGAAAUGUAUACUUUGUAUUAAAUUAAAAAGUGACACAAAAAAUAUUAUAUAUGUCCUGUGGCAAAUGGAAAUAAUUGAGUAUGAAAAAACGAUUGCUCAACCAUCGUUUUUUGCCUGGAAUUCGGUCCCACCGCCUAAAACGUUUAUAACCAAUUAGAAAAUGGCCUCUUUGUCGGGAGAUGGAGGGCCAGGCUCUACCCGGUGUAUUUUACUUUUGCAAAGAGCAUUAGCAAUUCAAUUAACGAGAGGCACUUGUUGCCAAAUUCUUAAUUCUGGUCAAAGGACUGACUAUUUAAAAGACCAUCCUGCUGAUGAAAUGUGGAUGUAUGAUAAAGGCUACAAUCUAUUCCAGAGUUUCUUGGAAGCAAAUUCUAAAUGCUGGUGGAAUGUUGCAUUAGUAGAUGCCACUCGUCAGCUUCGAUACAAAGGUCAUGUGUCACCGGGUGUACUGAUGGUUGGAGGGCCACCAUGUGCUCUGGAAGUCUUAAGAGCGGCAUGGGCUCGAAAUGUCCUAAGGCCUCCUGCGGAUCACACAAUUACUUGCCUUGGAGACAUUGACGAUUGUCUAGUGGCUCCAGUAGCUCAGGGACAAUUUACACCUCUACCCGAAGCUCUUUGCUGGGCAAUAUUAGAACUAACUACACAGAGACAGGCAGCGACUCUUGAUACUCUCAGGUCAGCAUUGAAAAAUGCAUUUCCUACAAUGCAACGACCAAGUCGAGAACUUGUAUACGAUGCUUUAGCAAAAUUAAUGCAAGAACGAAAGAUUUAUCACACAUCCCAAGGCUAUUUUGUUGUAACUCCAGAGACAAAAAGACUUAGGCGAGACAAUGUCAGAAGAAACUCGAGAGAAGUAUCAACAACCAAUCAAAUGUUGAUGAGUAAUGAUGAAGCCAUGGCACUAGUUCAUGGUGAAAUGAUAACUCUUAGGGAUGGAGAUGUUACACAUCAAGCAGUGCAGACAAACUUGGCUGACGUAAUUUGUGGUGGUAAUCCAAAUGACAAGGUACUUUUUGCCAGAUGUCGUUCUGUUCCUGGUCGCCUUGAAAGGCGCCACUCGCUAAGACUAUGGGGUUCAGCUAGACGUCUCCAUCAAAGUGGAAGUUCUAGAUCUCUUCCUCGAAGGCCAGAUCAAAGUGAUACUUCCUCUAGUGCCGAAUAUGCCAGCACUGAUAGUACACCGCACAGUCCAACUAUAAUCAAUUAUAUUAAUUUUACAGAAAAAGUAGGACUUCUCUCUCGUCUCUUUCGACGUAGUACUAGAAGGAAAACUCCAAUAAUGGGAACGUUUAGUGCACAGUAUCCUCCAACAGAAUGGUUCAAUCCACGAGUCGUUCAUCUGCAUAGUGUAGCAACUCAAACUCGAGCUGCCAGUCCUUCUAUAUUGGAAGGUUUAGAUCAGGCUAGUUUUCAAGUAUGGGAUGACUCUAGUUCAGUUCGUUCAGCGACGCUUCCCCGACGACAUCGUCGACAGCCGAGUGGCGAUUCUUCUAGUUUGUUAGCCAACUCAACACCCAGGAGUUCUAGACGACAUAGAUCACCAUGUUCAACUCUACCAAGAUCAAAAUGUUCUAGUUUAAGCAGAUGUGCUUCAGGAACAUCUGUACAUCCAUCUAAUCAACAGCAACAAAAAACAGAACAAACAGAAAACAAAACUGAAAACAUUAAAUUAUCCGGUUCGCCCAAUAGAAUUGGCGGAAGUUUUGGAUCAGUGAGAGCUAAAUCUGCAAAUAUUGGAACAAAAUCAGCAAAGCCAAGGAGACCAAGUCAAGAUUUCAGUAGUUCCAAAUCUCUCAAUACUUCACAACAAAUUAUCCAGAAAACAUCAAGUCAUUCGUCCAGCAGUACAUCAAACGGAAAAAUAUCUUCCACCUCAGUUCCACCUCUGAAAAUAUCCAGCUUUACAAGUUCUUCUCCACUUAAACUUAUUCAACAACAAGGUAGUUUGACGCCACUGCAAGAAACUCAAAAUUCGAUUACUCUUCAAGUUUCCACUAAUCUCAGCCCAGCUGCUACUCCUCAAGAAUCAAGGACUGUUCAAAGUAGUGUAACGCUCGCUUCAAAUGCCAUUAGUUCAACAACUAUUUCCGGAUCCCCAGGUACAAAAAUCUAUGUACAUCAAAACAAUUCGCCUAUAAGAUCUGUUGUCACGUUUGAAAACACUCAAACAAAAACAGAAAAAGAUGCAAAUACAAAAGAAAAGCCAGAGAAGGAAUUGUUUCUCGAGGCACAUAAAACUGAAGAUGAAGUAAAGUUUUCAAAAAGAACAUCAGACGACUGGAAACAAUCUAUUAAACUGGUUGAAAGGCCUUCAUCUCUCUAUGCGCCACCCACAUUUCCUGAAUCGGACAAGGAAAACAAACCUAAAAUUGAUGAAGAAGUUGCGCUCAACAAAUUAAAACUUACAAAUCGAUUAAAUAACAGUCAACAUAGAAUUGACGGAUCUUCAAAUAACAUCAAUUCACCAUUAAACUUUAACGAAACAACAAUGCAUACAUCAAAAAAUACUAAUGACGCAAUGAAUAAUUCGAAAAAACUGAGUCUUUCCUUAUCGAAAGACGCUCUAAGUUAUAAAAAUCUCCUUCGUCCCGGAUCUAAAAACAAUAUUUCAUCAAAUCCUCCUUCGCCAACAAAGUCAUUCGAUGGAAUUGGAGGGUCUUUUAAUAAUGUAUUAAAUCUCGAGUCUGCCAAACGAGCUCCACAAGGUUCUGAGCCGAAUUUAGAAAAAAGCUUGAGUCGUGGAGAUUUAUACAGUUAUCCUAGUCUUAGUGAUAUGCAAGUACAAUUUAAAAGUUUAGCAGCGCAAAAAAUAUUAAAGGGUUGUCCUAUAAACAGUGUUGAUACACUUGUUGAAGUUAAUAUGGCUGCAACUGAAAAACAAAACAAUUGUGAUGUCACUGUACACACGGAUUUUGGUGUCAUUUAGAAAUAUAAUCGGUGAAAAUAAUGCCAAUUAUUUAUCACGUCUCAUAAUAUUUCCACCAGUAGGACCAAUUGACGCGCUCAAUAUUGCUGAAAAUUAAUUAAACAAAGUAGCAGUAAUAAAAAUUUAAUAAACUCAAACCAAAUUAUCCAUUUCGCUACAAUUUUUAUAUUUACAAUACCUAUAGAUAUUCUACAUAGUAGAAUGAUAUAUUAAAAAAAUAAUUAAUCAAAACGCUUACACGGAAUAACAAUUUUUGAAAAAUUGUCGACAAAAAAAAUAUCUCUUAAUAUUAAUUUUGAAAUGAAAGAAAAUCCUAUUGCUAUAACUUGCAAAACGAUGCCUAGUCCAGUUAGAAUUGAAUUUUAAUUAUUCAAAAAAAUAAAGUUAUAAAAUUAUUAGAAAUGAAACACAUAAUCUUCCUUUUUUACAAUUACUACUCUUUUAGUUUUAUCUUUAAAAGGUGAAUUUAAUUCAUCACGAAAUGCAAAAAUAACGUGGAAUUGGGUAGUUAAUAUUAAAAACCAGAAACAAAAAUUUAGCUAUAAUAAAAAAUAACUAAAUUAAAAAAAAACCAACUUCAGAUUGUAACACUUGAAUAUAAUUUGCUUUGUUGGUGCAGCGCAUUAUUCUCCUGUUCAAAAUUUCAACUUUUUCAACUGCCGAUCAUAAUAUGCUAAAUGUACAACUAUUAAAAGUUUUUAUUAAACGACUUACAGAAAUCAAAAAUUUCAUCAAUUCAACUACAUAAGUUAUAUGUGACCGUCCACGACAAAACAAGGCUUAGCUCCCAAAAAAUCAAUUUUGAGUUUUUCAUGCUAAUCGAUAGAUUUUAAGUUGCUCUUUCACAUGCAAAAGUCAGAAAUUGUUUAUGUCAAUUACUUUUGACACUAUAACGUUCUAAAGACGGGCAUGUCAAGCGUGUUCCUUGUUUCUGCUUCUACUUCAAUCGCUUGCCCUGUGAAAUUUACUUUUGGGAGCUAAGCCUUGUUUUGUCGUGGACGGUCACAUAUAGAAAAGCGUUUAAAACGUUGAGGAUUUGAUGCAUAUAUAACUAUAAUUGUAUGCAUCUAUAAUUUUACUUUUAUAUCAGUGCAUCUUUUAAUUCUAAAUUUUCCAUUAAAAUUUAAGCAUAAAUCUAUAAAUUGAAAAACUCGUGUUGUUAAACACUGCCAUAAUUCAUUAAAAAUCAAACAUAAUAUACGCACAUUGCAAAUAUAUCAAGUCAAUUACGUGUCAUUGGAAGUCUUCCAUUACUUUAAUUCCGUUAAAGUGAUAUGAUGAAGUCAUCCGUAAUAUACAUAUAAAGAUGGUUUAAAAGGAAAUCAAGUUUACACGCCAGCCUCUACAAUUUAGGCAAUGAUCCAGCCAAAUUAUAGUGGCAUUCAAAAUAUAAGUUAUGUAGAUAGAUAAAUACUUAAUGUACUAAAAACUAAUUAAAAUUUACAAAUUAUAUUGAAUGACUUAAUACACAUAAUUCAAAAACAUAAAUUAGAUAUUAAAGUUUUAAAGUUAGAACUUUGUGCAAUUUCAUGUAAAAAAAUAAUAAAAGUGCCAAAACUAAAAUAAUGCGCCUUAAAAGCUACUCUCACAACGAACAUAUAUACAUAGAUUUAAUAUGUUGAAGAAUUUUUAAAAAAGCACGCCUGUAAAAAUAUAUAGUUUUUUCAUAUUCAUAAAAAUAAGAGUCAUGGCAACUAACAUUUUUGUUAAUAUUAUUCACUCAUAUUAUUAUUCUUUCUAUUAUUAAUAUAUUAUAUAUUAUUCACAAUAUUAUAAUCAUCAUUAUCCUAGAUAUUCUUACAGCAUUGUAUUUUUAGUGAAUAUUAAAAAUUCUCUUCCAGUAGGUUUAGUAUAUAUAUAGUUUUGAAAACAAAAACCAUUUCCUAAAGAUAUUAAAAAAAACAUUUGUGAAUAAAAAUUUUGUUAUGUAUGUUUCUUAUAAUUUUAAAAGGUAUUUACAUUAAUUCCGUCCAUUAGAAAACCGAUAUGAUUCUAGUUUUUUAAGAAAUUUUGCAGUUUAAAAAAAAAUUUACAUAAUAAGUAACAAUAUUAGUAUACAGUUGCAAAUUGUGAUGCGUACAAAGUAAUUAAAUAGUUUUAUAAGACUUUCAUGUAUUUACAUUCUAAAAAAUUUUAAAAUACAUACAUAACAAAAUUUUUUGCACUAAAUUUGAUGCAAAAAAAAUUUUAAACUAUUUGAUUUUCUUUAAUAAUUUUAAUUUACUACGAGGCGUUUCUAAAUUUGUAUACCCUAAAACUAAAUUAUUCAAUACAGGGUAGUAAAUGUUAAAUAAAAUUGUGUAAUUGUAAAUUUUCAUACAAGAAAAAAACUUCAUUUUCAUCUUAAAGAAGCUGCUACUCCGUUACAGUAUAGUGGUUUAGAAAUAUUUAAUUUCAAAUUAGAAUUACAGUUUACAUUUUAGAAUAUUAAUAAUUACAAUAAAAAUAUACGCAAAAUUGCACAAAACAAAUGCCUCAAAUAUUACACAUUCCUACUUUGGACAAAUUUAGCUCUAAAUGUAUUAUAAAAAUAUUUGUCCAAAAAACUUUUUAAAAUUGUAAUUGUUAAAGAAUGCUUACAGAUUAAAAGUGAUUGUAUAUUUUUAGAAUAGGUUAUACAACAAUAAUAAAAACAAUUAAUUUAAAAGUA